Molecule: messenger RNA, 588 nt
Organism: Porites lobata
Lineage: Eukaryota; Metazoa; Cnidaria; Anthozoa; Scleractinia; Poritidae
Source: the annotation of a GenBank genome assembly
GCUGUAUACCCUUUGACGUCACGAACGCGUGGUCGAGAUAUCAGCCGUUUCAGAAAUCCACCAGGAAUUGUCAGAAACGUUAGAUUUGCUCCAGGUCCAGAUGGAAAACCUAGUGGCUCUUAUUAUUUCCUUGGACGGUCCUACAGUUAUAUUCAAUUUCCAAAUCGAGGAAGGUUGGACACAAGAGGAUCCAUCACACUCUUGGCGUGGAUCUACCAUCAGGGCCACGCGGGGCCUAUCUUUAACUAUAUGCCAAAUGGCUGGGGAGUACACUUCUGGAUGGUUACACCUAAAAUGCUGUUUGCACGGUUUACGCGUCGAAGGGGACGCCGUUUUACAAAGGCGGUGACCAGCAGACGAGUACGACCUAGACAAUGGCAGUUUGUUGGUGCAGUUUACAAUCAGCGAACAGGACGCGCCAAGUUGUUUGUCAAUAAUAGGUUCAGUGCCAAUAAGUAUAUUGGUCGAAUACGAUUGGCUACUAACUACCCCGUCAGGAUGGGAGCUCGUAUUGGAGAUAGAAGGUAUUUCCGGGGACGAAUCUCCUGUAUGCAAGUAUUUUCUCGAGCUCUUACCGCCAGGCAGAUC